CUAAGAAAAAUAGAAAGCAAAAGCUUCAUUGCACAACAUGUUGAAGCACAAAAAUGAUGAAAUUAUUUUGAUCCUAACAUUUCUUUUACUUGUCUCAAACUUAUGUUGGUUAAUGAGUCCCAAGAGAGUGAAGGAAUGUAACACUACUCGUAGUACUGGCAAGAAGAAUAUACAAGUUUUUCUGUUAGCAGGGCAAAGCAACAUGGCAGGACGCGGCGGAGUCUUUAGAAAAGUUGUUGGAGGAAAUGUUACCAAAGUGUGGGAUGGUUUCGUGCCUGAAGAAUGUAAACCAAAUCGAAAAAUUAUACGAUUUAAUGUAGCACAAAAAUGGGAAGAAGCACACGAGCCUCUAAACUAUGGGAUCGAUUGUUUAUCGAGCUGUGGACUUGGUCCUGGAAUGGCAUUUGCUAAUGAAAUUCUUAAAAAAGACAGUAAAUUUGGUGUCAUUGGUUUAGUACCUUGUGCUAGAGGAGGAACUGGUUUGGAUAAAUGGAGAAAUGGAUCUCUACCUUAUGGUGAAUUGGUUAAAAGAGCAAAAAUUGCUGAGAAAAAUGAUGGAAUUAUUAGGGGGUUAUUGUGGUAUCAUGGUGAAAGUGAUGUAAAAGGUGGGAAUGGAUACAAAGAUUAUAAGAUCAAUUUGGAGAAAUUCAUUCAUGACUUGCGUACUGAUUUGAAUUCUCCUAAUCUCCCAAUUUUGUAUGUUAUCCUACCAUAUCCAACAAAGCCAUUUAAAGGGCCAUACAUAGAAGAAGUGAGAGCAGCACAAUUGGCAAUCAACAUCCCAAAUGUAAUAAGGAUUGAUGCUAAGGGACUACAAAUAGGUCCAGAUGGAAUUCAUCUAACUACACCAGCUCAAGUUCAACUUGGUCAUAUGUUUGCUCAUGCUUUCCUUACUCUAAACAAUUUUACAUUGUCGAAUACCUAUAGUUUCUUUAAGUUUUUCCCUUCUAAUAUAUUUUCUUAGAUCUUUUUUUUGCUAAUCCUUGUAUUUUUGUUUUCAA
Messenger RNA from Capsicum annuum, 1001 nucleotides. Its product is annotated as probable carbohydrate esterase At4g34215. The record is from RefSeq and is a predicted model, not a curated record. The coding region runs from base 38 to 964 and encodes 308 amino acids. The transcript is spliced from 2 exons. Lineage: Eukaryota; Viridiplantae; Streptophyta; Magnoliopsida; Solanales; Solanaceae.